Anguilla rostrata (American eel) is the source of this 3167-nucleotide messenger RNA. It is a transcript of the gene mfsd6l, whose product is annotated as major facilitator superfamily domain containing 6-like. Lineage: Eukaryota; Metazoa; Chordata; Actinopteri; Anguilliformes; Anguillidae. Gene Ontology annotation, cellular component: membrane. The record is from RefSeq and is a predicted model, not a curated record. Bases 316 to 2217 code for a protein of 633 amino acids. The transcript has 2 exons.
AGGACAGUGCUGUGGAUUCCAGGUAUUGAGUUCUCACCUGUUGCUCGUGCAGUGGUCAUCCGUGCACGCGGAGGGCGCUGCAGGCAAGAGAAACGGUCACCAGCAGUUGCAGUUGCGCGUCAGCAGGACAAAUGUACUUGUUACGGCGAGUGCUUAGUCGAACAGAAAAAGUUUUUUAAAGGUUACAAAAAGUGUCAGCUUAAAAUAACUGUUUUUCCGAAACGAAUGAAAAUAUUUAUAGUUGUUUGAUCGCAUGUGAGAAGCGUUGUUUCUGAGCGGCGAGGCGGAGAGCAGAGAAGGACGAGCUCCGGGGCCAUGAGGAGGAGCGACGGUCAGUGGGACGUCCGGGCGGCGUCCGCCCACGCCGGCCUCUUCCACUUCCUGUGGUCCUGCGGCCGGGCCUGCCUGCUGCCCUUCCUCACGCUGUACCUGCGCCGCCUGGGCCUCACCGCCGCCAUGGUGGGCAUCGCCAUGGCGACCAGGUGGCUGAUCGCGCUGGCCUGGGGCCCCGCCGCGUCGCUCCUGGCCGCGCGGUACGACCGGCGGCGGGCGGUGGUGCUGGGCUCGCUGCUCUGCUCGGCGGCCGUGGCGCCCCUCCUCCUGCUCCUCCCCCCCGCCGACGCCGCCGCCGCCGCCGCUGCUGCCGCAGAGGCCGCUGGCCGCGGCUGCAACGCCACUCGGCUCUGGGGAGACGCCGAUGACGCCACCGGCACCAACCUGGACCCUGGUCGCCCGGGUAACUUCACGCACGCGCCCACAAUGUCGCGGCCGGUGUCGCUCGGCCCGGGUGGCUCGUCCGCGACGGCGAGCGAAGCUGGGGCGAGGAGCGGUUCUAACCGGUCUGAGGACAGUCGCCGGGUUUCGGAGGGACCCCGAAAACCCGUGUCCAGCUCUGGGGAGCAUAAAGUCGCCUUUUCAGGCAGGAACGGCUUCUACUCUCCUGUACCCGAGAGGAGGGUGAGAUCGGCGGGGAGGGGGUCCAAACAGGGCCUGGAGGCAGAGAAGGAGAAGGAGAAGGAGAAGGAGGAGGAGGAGGAGGAGGAGGAGGAAGCACGGUCCGAGUUCCUGGGCAGCCUGAAGGUGAUGGACGCCCAGCACCAGCUGUUCUUCCUGGUCCUGAUAGGCGUGGCCCUGUGGGAGGGCAUGGCUGCCCCGCUGGAGCGGACGGUGGACGACGGGCUCUACGAGUACCUGGACUUCGUCGACGCCGCCGACCGCCACGGCUCGGCCCGGCUGUGGGGGCUCCUGGGGGCGUCGGGCGGGACCUUCGGGGCGGGGCUUCUGGUGGCCGGGCUGGGCUGCACGACGGUGGGCCGCCUGCCCAGCGGCUCCGCCCACUUCUUCGCCUACGCCCUGCUGACGGCCCUGGCCGUCCCCGCGGCCACCUUCCUUCCCGCCGUGACCCCGGGCAGCCGGAAGCGGGCGCCGGCGGGGCGGGCCCUGAAGGCCCUGCGGCAGGUCCGGCGGGACCCCGCCGCCGCGCUCUGCGCCACCACGGCCUUCCUGGCGGGCGCGGCGUCCUCCGCCGUCGCCGACUUCCUCCUGUGGCAGAUGCAGGACCAGGGGAGUGGCGAGCUGCAGAUGGGCGUGGCCCUGGGCGCGGCCCUCCUCUCGCAGGUGCUCUUCCUGGCCCUGGUGGCCCCGCGGGCGGCCCGCUUCCUGAGCCACGGGGCGGCGGCGGCGGCGGGGGCGGCGGCGCUGGGCCUGCAGUGCCUGUACUACUCCUUCCUGUGGUCGCCCUGGGCCGCGCUGCCCGCCCAGGCCCUGAGCUGCCUGAGCGCCGGCGCCCUCUGGUGGGCGGUGGAGGCGCAGUGCGAGGGCGCGGCCACGCCGGGCACGGAGCGCUGGGCGCGGGCGGUGGCGCGCGAGCUGGCCGGCGGCCUCGGGGCGGCGCUGGGCAGCCUGGCCGCCGGGUUCACGGUGGACCGCUUCGGCGCCGCGGUGCUGUUUCGCGGCGCGGCCGCCGUCCUGCUGCUGUGGGGGCUCGCCUUGCCCGUGGUGCUCUCCCGGCUGCCGCGGCAACGGCGGAUCAACUACUCCCGCCUGCUGGCGGCCGACGGCGAGGCCGGCGAGCAGAGCGAGAGCGGGUCGGACCCGGAGCCGGAGGGCGACUGGCUCGUCAGGGCCAUGCAGGACGACAGGAGCGCCAACAACAACAACAACGCCGCCGACGGCAAUCGCCACUGGGGGAAGAACGAGAAGAGGAAGCCCGUCUGAAGAAGAGGAGGGGACAGGGUGCUGCAUCACCUCCCUGGAAGAGAAGUUUGAUGUUCGGUGGAAAGUGGAAAAGGAAAAGAAGGAUAAUUUAUUUCACGUUAAUUCCUGUGCCAAAAAAAAAAUGGUGAAAUCCUACAAAACUGAACACCACACCACGCCUUUUGACAACUAGCUUUCCACUGAGUGGAACAGCGACCGAACGCCAGAUUUUGAGGUGUGCGUGAUGAUGGGGCAGGGGGCCAAAACGUCCCUAUUUUUUUUUUUAGGCUGCUCCUGUCCCAUCCACUGUACUGCUAAUUCCACCAUCUGUGUAACUCUUUAAUUCUUUAAGUGCCAGUAUGUAUGCGUGUUGUUUCUUCCUGCAAAUUUACCCAAACUUAAUUGGGUAACGAGCAGGACACACUAAAGCCAGUAGGUUACAGCUCAGAAAAUGUUUCAUACAGGGACACAAGAACAGUCUUCAGCUGCUAUUCAUGAGCUCAUAAAUAAGUUCUGCCUGAAUAUCAAAUCGUGUGAAUGAUUGGACUGAGGAAAUGAUUGAGACUGGGUGUUGAAAAAUGAAAUCAGGUAACGGGCUUGCUGCUAAGCACAAGCGAUAAGGCUGGACCGAUAAGACAAGAUUUCCCCUCUUUUGAACUUACAGUACAGGAACUUGAACUGUUUUUGGCCCCAGUGUACAAAAAAAGUAUUCACCCUCCUCCUGUCUGACUGGUGUGUGACACGGCGUCUGAGGCAUGUUGAUAAACUGCUAUUUGCGUGACCUAUCGCUCUCGUUUGCAUAUGCGGUCACGGACCGAGAGGAAUGUGCCAAUGGCAGUUCGGUCUGAAUGCGUGACAUCACUGCGAUCAGACCGCUUGCCCGGUGGCACCGGUGCUGGAGGCGACCGGGAACCAAUCAGACUGCAUGACUUGUUUCCUGUUGGUAGAUAAAUGAUGUCAGUAAUGCUUAA